This is a messenger RNA of Ostreobium quekettii, 1635 nucleotides long. NCBI's taxonomy places the organism in Eukaryota, Viridiplantae, Chlorophyta, Ulvophyceae, Bryopsidales, Ostreobiaceae. The record is from the annotation of a GenBank genome assembly.
AUGGCGCCCUGGGGCCUUUCAGAAGCCCUCCGGGGCGCGCCGCAGCUGGGAUGGGACUCGCCCGCCGUCGCGGGAUUCCUGCUGGUGGCCGCCAUCGCGGUGUACCUGCUGACCAGGGAGAGCAGGCUGGAUAUGGCCAAAGUGCCGGGGCCGUGGCGGAAGGCGCUGCCCCUGGUGGGCAACCUGCUCGACCUCAUCACGCCCGACCACCACCGCCAGCUGGUGACGUGGGCGAACGAGUUCGGAGGCAUCUACAGGCUGAAGAUGCCCUUCGAGGAUGUCCUGAUCGUCACGGAGCCCCAGGCCGUGGCGGACAUCAUGGGGCGCGGGGACCGCUCGCUGGACAAGUCGCAGGCGGCGUACGGCCACGUCAGUCAGAUGGUCAGCGCACAAGGGCACCCAAACUUGCUGACGUCGGCCUCCGACGAAAAGUGGAAGAAGGUGCGGAAGGCCGUGGCCGUGUCGUUCAGCAUGCGACACAUAAGGCCCAAGUUUGGCAUAGUGUUGGAAAGGGUUAACGACAUGGUGAAGAAAUUGGGGGAAGGCGCCGAGACUGGCCAGUCAAUCGAUAUGGACAGGGCGGCCCUGAGGGUUACGCUGGACGUCAUCGGCCUGGCGGCAUUUGGGCACGAUUUUGAGUGCGUGAAGCAAGGCGUUCCCAAUAGGGACCACCUCCUGCGAGUGUUGCCUCGGUGUUUCACGGAGGUGGAGCUGCGUAUGAUGAAUCCAUUCAGGGCGGUUAAGGCACUUCCGAGGAUGCUCUUCAGGAAUGGAGACAAGGGGAAGAAGAGUUUCGACCGCUUUCAGGCGGAAAUGACGAGGCUCCUGGAAGAAAUGAAGGCUCGGGGCCCGCCGGCAGAGGACGACUUCUCCAUCGGGGCGCAGCUGCUGCGCCUUGAGAAGGAGGGAGGCGUCAGCACGGAGCGCAUCCUGUCAGAGAUCGGCAUCCUGUUCGUCGAGGGCUUCGAGACCACGGGCCACACCAUCAGCUGGACGCUCUUCUGCCUUGCCACGAACCCAGGAGCCCAGGAGCGAGUCGCUGAGGAGUUGGAUGCGGCAGGGCUGCUGUCCAAUCCAGGCCAGACAGCUAGGGAGCUUGAAUUCCAGGACCUGAACAAGUUGACGUACCUGGCGUGUUGCAUCAAGGAGGCAAUGCGCAUGUAUCCUGUGGUGUCAGUUGCCAAUGCAAGGAUCACGGGGAAGCCCACGUGUGUGGGGCCGUAUACCAUCCCCGCCGGCGUCCUCACCGCCGUGCCGCUAUACGCCCUGCACAACACCAAGCACAACUGGAGCAACGCCGGGCAGUUCAUGCCCGAGAGGUGGCACGACGUGCCCACGGAGACGUACACUUACAACAGCAAGCGCAAUGAUGGGGCCGCGGGCAUAACGUUCAUGCCAUUCAACCACGGCCCACGGAACUGCGUCGGGCAGUCGCUGGCAAAGAUGGAAGUCGUCACCGUGCUGGCCAAGCUGCUCGGGAGCUUCCAGUUUAGGCUGGCUCCAGAGAUGGGCGGGGUGGAGGGCAUCACGAGGCGCGAGAGCACCCACUUGACGCUGCAGACCGUAGGCACUCAGGGCAUACGGAUGAUCCUGACUCGGAGGGGUCAGCUGCAGACAGAAUUCCAUGUGGCGUAG